CGGAAGAUUGGCGUCUGUUCACCCAGACAGAGCGGACUCCUCGCUGGGUUGAAGGCGGUGCUCCGUGGUCUUUGACGUUUCCAUGACACUUGUACACAACCUAUUUAGACAGCGAGAAACAUGCCUAUGAACAGCCGGGUUGUACACAGUUCAGACAGAUGAAAACUCAUACUGCAGGUUGAAAUGAAGGGUUACCUUAAAACUUUAAACUGGAUAUUUAAACUCCAGCCUAAAAGCACCACUAUAGGAAGACACAAAGACUCUGACCUCUGUCUGCAGAAUAGUGGGGUGGAUGAAUGUCAUGCUACUGUUGACUGGUGUGAAGCAGACGGCUGCUAUGUUAUCCGUGACUUAAACUCUGCCCACGGGACCUACGUCAAUGACUGCCGGAUACACAAUGCCACAGUGCGUCUCUCUCCGGGAGACCAGCUUCACUUUGGCUAUGGAGGAUCAACCUAUGAGCUGUGCAUUGACCGCGAGAAAUCACUUCCUAUUCUGGGUGGCCGGUCUUCCUUUCCCCAGGCCUGGGUACGAUCUCAGACCCCUUCUGUUUCACCCCAUCCUCCCACUAAACCUCGUCCCAUGAGUGCCGGGUCUAAACGGGGGCCAAAUGCACCUGAUCGCAAAACCCAAUCUAGCGGACCCGGAAGCUGGAGUGGUAAUACAGGAAGAGCAUGUUGUCUUAGAAGUAAGACUCAACAUAACAAUUCUCAAAGUAUUGACGUCUUGCCAGUGGAGGAGGAGGAGAGGUUGCAUCGACUAGGAGAUGGACACAUUCGUGUGUCUGUGUGCUUUGAGGAUGAGUCCCAAGGGAGGGAUGAUGCGAUCGUGGCCCUGAAGGAGGAAGUGUCAGCUCUCAGGCUCCAGCUGUCUCAGAAGAAGCAGGGUGAUCCAGAUGUCACACACAGACUUCGCUGCCUGGAGAAUGACAUCAAAGAGAAGAAAGAUCAGAUACAACAGUUAAAGGAGCAGAUGCUGGAACUUCAGAGGUGUUCUGGAGAGAUGCUCGGACAGGCUGUGACAGAGAGAGAUCAGAAGAUCAGCAAUCUUUUAGAACAGGUGGAUAAAUUGAGGAACGAAAAGAAUUCAUCUGCAGCGUUGGCUGGCAGUUUGAAGAAAGAUGUGUCUGCUCGGGAGAAACAAGCUCUUAAAUUAGCGGCCGAGGUGGACAAGCUCACACAAGACCUCAGACAAAAAGACGCCAAACUAACAAGCAUGAUGGACAAGCUGAAAGACACCCAGAAGCAUCAGAAUGAGCUCCUUGCCAGACAGAGUGAAGUGGAAUCACUCAAGAAAGAACAGGCUUCUCUGCUGACAGAGAUACACAGACUGAAGCAGCUUCACCAGCAGACGCAGCAGAGAGAACAGAGGGUUCAAGAAGAACUCAAACACAUCCAGUCAAGGUUUGACAGUUUUCGUGACCGGAUUGUCAAGACUGUGCAUGUUUCUGACAAAGAAUCAGAACAAAAGGUGUUGGACAGUUUAACUGAGCUAAUGGAACAGAUGGAGAUGUACAAAACAAAAGUGCGUGACUUUGAAAUGAAACUCAGAGAGGAAGCUCGCAUGCAGAGGGAAAUGUUGGAUGAGACCCAGAGAUUUAGAGCCAGGCUGCAAGAAUGUCAGAGACAAGUGCAAGAUACAUGCAUUGCGGACACAGUGCUGAUGGAAAUAUCUGGGCUGCAGGACAUGAAUUCGAGUCCUUCACUCAGCUGGAUUCAGGAGCAUUCACUUUCUAUUAUGAACGUCCUGUACAGAAUACUGCAGAAUGCUGCUCAGAGAUUACAGACAGCAGGGGUUGAUGUGUCAUUGAAGACUGGAGGAGUACUGGGUGCGUUACAGAUUCUGUGCCAGGACCACAUGGACGUCCAGUCCAAACUAAGGAAACUGAAGUCAGAGAUGGAGGAGGUUCAUGAGACAGAGAUUCAGAGGAGAGAUCUUCACGGUAGACUGGAGUUCAUGCAAAAGCAGUUUGAGAUGGAGAAACUUCAGGCAGAAGAGGGACAGAGAGAGAUGAAAAACACACUAAUGCGGGAGCUGGAAGAGGUCAGGGCUGAUCUACAGUCAGUGAGACUAAUAGAGAGUGCCUUACGCAGGGAGAUCGAGAUGCGCAAGCUUGAGUGGCAAACCAAGAUGGAAGAAGCCAAGAUACGAGAGGCAGAGCUGAUAGAAACACUAAGAGAAUUUCAUCUCAAAGAGGAGGAGAGGAUCGAGAAGAUGAAGCAGUGUGAGGAAACAACGGCCAAGGCCCUGCAGAGAGGAGCUGAAGAGGAGAGACACAAACACAGGCUCGAGGUAGACGAGUACAGGGAGCAGGUGCGACAACAUGCAUACACUAUUGUUUCCAUGGAGACACGAAUAAACAAAGCUCAGCAGAGUGAGGAAAAAUGGAAAGCGAUGAAAGAGGAGAGAGACUCGCUGAAGGAGCAGCUCAAAGAGGCGCUCGGGAGGCCGGAGGGCUUUGAAAGCAACAGCACAUCUUACACAUCAGAAACGCAACAGGAACCGGAUCAAGCCGUAACGUCCCUCCGGGCAUCUCUGGUCUCAUCCCAACAGGAAGUGGUCAGUCAGAGCGAGAUCAUCAAUGCUCUAAGCCGUGACCUGGCCCAGGCUCAUGCUCGGCUUUCUGAUAUGACAGGAGAACUUAGUGAACAGCAGAAGUUAGAGUUGGAAAGUCAUAAAGCUUUGGUGGUAGACCAGAAGAUUCAACUGAGCAUGCUCACGCAGAAGCUAAACAUGAUGUCGCAACUGGUGCAACAGAAAGAUGAAGAGACAAAUAAACUGGCAGAAAAAUUGAGACAAACUGAAGAGGACCUGAAAAGCAAAGCAGCAGCAAUCAGAGAGAUGGAGAACGCAAGCUUUGUUCCACUUCAUACCUCAGGCAACACUAAAGAUGUGGCACUCAUGACAGCUCCUAAUGAUGUCAUCAAUCAGGGGUCAAAACACAAAGGUCAUCGCCGCGAGGAAGCGAUUCUUCAACAGCAGGAAGGUUUGCGUGACAUGAGAGAGCGAAUCAGAGCUCUUGAACAGAGGUGGCCUAGCAAGCGUCUGUCCCAGCAGGGGGAGCCAGAGAAACAGGGUCAGAAGGAGACUCAGAGGCUUCAGAGAUCUGCUGCUCGGAGAGGAUCCAGCACUUCUGUGAGCGGUUUUGCAUUCCCUGAAGCUCUGACCGAGGCAGCACGAGAGCGUACAGCCAGACUGGACAUGUCUGAUGCUCUGGAGCUCAGUGAGAGAACAUACCUGGAGCUAGCGCGGGUGCUGAGUGAGGCUCUGGAGCUCAGCAACGGUGAGCUGUCAGGCUGUGCUAGUUUAAAGCACCUACCUCCCGACGAGAGACAGCACAUAUUCUCUAUGAGACAAACAGACCUGGAGUUUGUGAGAACCCGCCUUGAUCUACAGAACAGACAAAGCCAACAACAAGAACUACUGCUGCAGGAGAACCUCAGAGAGAUACACACACUCAGAGAGAGCCAGGUGCUGGGGUUCCAGACGCAGGCCGAGCUUGAAAAUGUGAAGGCAGUACUGGAGACUCAGAGGCAAGAGACACAACAGCUUCGGCAGGCUCUACAGGACAGCAUCAACCAGCUGCAGAGAAACCAGCAGGAACACAGUGUUACCAGCAGAAAUAAUAGGGGCCUUAGUCAGGAGAGAACGGACAGAAAGAGUGGAAGAGUGGGCCAUCACAACUGCAUACCAAAUGAAAGCUAUGAAAAGACCCCAACAGUGAAGAAACGGACCUCACAGAUGAGACUGAAAAGGAGAGAGAGUGAUCUGGAUAAUCUAAAGAAAGAAAUGGGGCAGAAACAGCAGAUCUGUUCAAUGGUCUCUGAUUUGGCCAAUCCCCUGCAAGCUCCCAAGAGCUCGCAACACCCCCUGCUCACUGAGGCCCACUGACAUGAACACAACUGAAGAGCAUGUUAAAUUAAUUAUAGUAAUAAAACAAUAAUAAUAAAUGCUAUAACAUUUCUAUAUUUAUGUGUGUGUGUGUGUAUAUAUACACACACACACACACACACACACACACAUAUAUAUAAAGCUCUCUAUCUGGUGUAUCUAAAUUUAUAUACCUUUAAGUGCUGUUAAUAUUCAUUGCCAUUUCAGUGAAAUUGCUAAACCUACACAUAGGAGCCUGAUAAAAUGCUUAUUUUAGAAAUUUUCAAACUGCACUUUUUUUUUACCUCUAAAUUCUUCAUUUAUAAACAAAUGAUCUUUCUGCAAGUUAUGUUUCGCCCGAAGGUGGCGACAUGUGAUUCGACCAGUUCGUUCACAAACACGAAUCCAUUCAUGAACGAAACAAAUAACUGCUGCCUUCAUGAGUGAUCCACUGAAUAAUUUCCUCAACCGAUUUGCUCAAAAACGCGCAUUUAUCCCUGACUGAAAUACGUCAGUGUUUGUGAGUGAGUCAUUAAAUCAUUCACUCGGCAGACUGGUUCAAAACUGCUAAUUCAUUCAAGAAGCAAACACUUUUAGUGUGCGGUGCAAGAGACCAGUAAGGAUUGCUGCUGCUUUAUUUGCUUUAUUUGCUUUAUUAUAACACUUUUCUUUGACGGGGGAGUAAUGGACAAGUGUCUAAAAUGUAAGUUACCUCAUAUUAACUUAUUGUUUAUUAAACUGUUGUUUAAAUAUAGACACAUAGCUUAUAGACAGCCAUAAAAAUGAAGCAGUAUGUCCUGCACCCACUUCCAUAUUCUAAUGUAACAAACCUUGUUCAUUAAAGUUUCAUUUAAUGAAACCUUGUACAUUCAAUUAAUAUUAAUAUUAAUGAUAUUUAUAUCACUCAAAAUCGGCAACUAGAUGGUUUGGAAGUACGUCAAUGUCGCCAAAAGUAAAGCUCUGCGUAUCUCAUUUUAAAGACAUAUAAUAUCUGAGGUAUUAAAAGACAUUCCUGUUCCCAGUUAUAUGCAAGAGUGCAAAAAUCUGGUGUUUAACAACAAACAUGCUUUUGGAUUUAAUAUUAAUCCAUUGUGUGGGAUCGUUUCCCAACUGUUCUCCACACAUAGUCUCUUUUCUAAGGAAGAAUUACCUUACUUUUUGUUCCUCACAUCUGUUCCUCAUUUACAGAGCCAUCUGACAACAGGGUAGAGAAUCAAAAAAAGGGGUGAUGUAUUACGUUAAUUAAAUACACUCAGUGCUGUGUAGACAGGCAUCAAGGGUAAGUCUCUCCUCAUCGUUUUGUCUGAAUUACUGUCACACAACUCUGUUUGCUUGUUAUGGGCAGAGGAGAAUAGAAGAACAUAAUGGACAGUUUUCAAUAAAGGAAGGCCCCUGGAAGUGAUCAUUAAAUUUCAUUAUACAAGCAGAUAGGAUCACACGAAUCCAUCUGAAGUACCCAAUUUACAUUAUCUAUAUUUGUUGACUUUUUUUUCUUUGAAUGUAAAUCAGAUUAUCAGCGAAAUACCAGCGGACCCACGUCAUAUUUGAAAUGAUCCUCAUCUUCCUCAUUAGUGCUGAUCACUAUAUGAAGUGGGUGGAUGAAUUCCAGCUGGCAUCUGCUCCAUUCAGACUGCUGGCAUCAAUCCAGCCCAUUACAAGAUCAAGAGAGGAAAAUCAGUUCAAUUAUUGAAAGAAAGUCCAAUUCUUUGUUCAUGGUAAUUCACAUAGUACAAGCUAUGCUGUGCUCCCUAACCGUCUCCUUCGAUUAGAGACUGCUUCCCUGUGGCAAAAUGUUGGUAUUGCAUUAUCAGCUGGUAUUUGCUCAAGUUUGAUGCCAUUUAACUGUAAAUAAAGCUGACCGAAAAGUUCAGUAUAGUGUCAAAUAUAAUAAGGCUGUACUAUACAGUUUAUCUUGGGACUAAGUGUUUAACAGUUAGUUUUUUUUUCUGAUUGCAGAGCUGUAUAUAUAUAUUUUAAGUCUCACUUAAAUGUAGUUUUGAGGCCACUGUAGGUGUUUAAACAUUGAUAUUUUUUAAAUGAAUAGGAUUUUAAAAUGUUUUUAAAAGAAGCCUGUUCUAGUGCAUUUAUUCGAUGCAAAAUACAUCAAAACUGUAAUGCUGUCAUUUUUUUUACACUUAAAAUGUUCUGUUUAAAUAUAUUUUAAAAAAUAUUUUUUUAUUAUUAUUAAUGUCAAAAACAUUUUUUUGUAUUCUUUGAUAAAGAGAAAUUGAGCUGAAAUGGAAAGAUUUUGCAUCAUUAUAAAUGUCUUUACUGUUUGGGCAUGUCGAUGUGAGUUAAGCACUGGAAAACUUUUAUUAUAAGGCAUAAUCUGUUCGUGUCAUUGUUAUUCGUGGUUGGCUAUGUUUUUUGGACUGGAUGUUCAGUGUAUACAUACAUUCAUGACCAGAAGUCUAAAGUCUGAUGUUUUCAUCGCAUAGCCUAUAUAAAGAUACUGACAGCAUCCUACAUCACAGAUAGCCUCUGCUGAGGAGACUAUAAAGGCAACUGAGUGCUGAUGGACCAUUUCAUCAAAAGCUAUUCUAUCAUUCACAGAUAUCCGGUGCUCUCUUGAGAGGGAUCUGAAAGUGUAGGCAUUUUCCCAUCCUCUCCCCUCAUGAAAAUGCUGAUGAUUUCAUGAAGGAGAAUGACAGAAGCACUCUGAGAGGGUCCAUAAAUAGCAGCGGGUAGUGAGGUUGAUGGGCCUAGCUAGGAGUUGGGAUGGAUUCCUUAAUGACCAAAAUAAAUGGCCACUCAAUCCAUCCACAAACACAGUUUGUCUUCACCUGAAUUCCCCUCUGACAGCCUGUCCUCCCUAAACAAAUGUUCACUUCUGAUGUAGUGUGCCACGCUCUAGAUUUAUUGUGUGUGAAGUCAGUCGAUUCUGUCACAGACGUAUUGUUCCUGCAGGUGGCACCACAUACAGUAACGCAGAGAACUUGUACUUAAUAUUAAUUCAGCUGAAUAUGUUUGAAUUUGUAUUUGAAAUGUGUCGUAUAUUUCAUUCCUUCACUCCACCUGUGACAUUUCUGCUUUGCGUCACGAGCCUCAAGCACAGUUUGCUACACAUACAGCACAGUUUUUGGUUCAGUUUUGGAGUUGGACGUAAUGUAAAAGUCAAUAACAGUCACCUGGGAAUUAGGCUACACUGCAUUUUUUGAUUCACUAUAAUUGGCUAAGAAGAAUCGACUCAUAGGAGUCAUUCAUUAGGGAAUUGUGUUCACUGAACUAUAUAAAUGUUCUCUAUUAUAGAUCAGUGGUUGUUCUGCAUGGUUGUGAAUCAUUAGAAAAGAACCGUCUAAUUCAUUUGUGAAUUGUGUUUACACUUGGGUCCACUUGCAUUACUUCAUAUCAAAGAUUUCAUAUGGUUUGUAACUAUUUGUCUAUUCAUUAGAGUGCUGAUAUAGAGCCAGUCUGUGGAUUAGCGGUGAAGGUU
This is a messenger RNA of Puntigrus tetrazona (Sumatra barb), 7303 nucleotides long. It is a transcript of the gene fhad1, whose product is annotated as forkhead-associated (FHA) phosphopeptide binding domain 1. The transcript has 28 exons. The coding region runs from base 184 to 3891 and encodes 1235 amino acids. Gene Ontology annotation, molecular function: protein binding. Lineage: Eukaryota; Metazoa; Chordata; Actinopteri; Cypriniformes; Cyprinidae. The record is from RefSeq and is a predicted model, not a curated record.